This is a messenger RNA of Periconia digitata, 2246 nucleotides long. The record is from the annotation of a GenBank genome assembly. NCBI's taxonomy places the organism in Eukaryota, Fungi, Ascomycota, Dothideomycetes, Pleosporales, Periconiaceae.
ACAACAAUGGAAGAUCCCAAAUCCGAAAUCUCACACAUCGACACCCUCCCAGCCACAUCCAAAGCUACACCUCUCACCACGCAACAAUGCACAACCCGCGAAACCGACACCAUCCUCCUAGACGCCGAUGCCGCACAUCUCGAAAAGGGCCAAAUUGGAGACCUGAAACUAGCGAAAGAUGGGCAUACCGUUCUGAUUCCGCAACCCAGCGCUGAUCCCAACGACCCGCUCAAUUGGUCAUGGAGACGCAAGCAUCUGAUGCUGGCGGUGGUGUCGUCUACGGCGUUUCUGGGGGAUUACGGAUCUGGGUCGGGGAUCCCGUUAAUUGUGCUGCAAGGGGAGGAGUGGGGAUUGUCGCCGGCGAAGGUUAAUGAGAGUGGGAAUUUGAAUGUGGUUAUGUUGGGCAUCGGGGGACUGUUUUGGAUUGUGAUGAGUUCAUUUUGGGGGAGAGCGCCGGUUAUGUUUUGGUCUACGCUUUCUGGGGCGUUGUUCACUUUGGCUUGUGCGACGACAACCUCUUUCCCCGUCUACUACGGCUUCCGCGCCCUCAUGGGCCUAACCCUAACAGCCUACCAAGUCGUCGGUCUAGCUUGCGUAAAAGACAUGUUCUACUUCCACGAGCACGCCCGCAAGAUCGGAAUCUGGGUCGCCAUCUUCAUCCUGUCCCCAUACCUCGGGCCUUUCUUUGCAAACUUCAUCAUUGCGGGGACAGGUGACUGGAGGGCCGUCAUGUGGCUGUGUUUCGCGAUUUGCUCAGCCGAUCUCAUUGCCAUCAUUCUCAUCUGCGACGAGACGUACUACGAUAGAACUGUAUCGAUAGAGUCCCAACCAGCGCGACCGCAGACAUUCGGCGCUAGAAUGCUGAGGGUUGUUGGGAUUUGGCAGAUAAAGCAUCAUAAGGGAUACUUUACUACGCUUUCGCAUUCGUGUAGACGUCUUUUGUCUACGUUCUUGAAACCUAUCAUUAUUCCGGCGAUGUUGUACUACGCGAUGUCCUUCAUGUGGUCUGUAGGCAUAAACAUAACCUCCACAAUCCUGCUCGAAACCCCAACUGCUCUCGGCGGUUACGGCUACUCCCCGCUCUCCAUCGGCUUCCUCUACUUCACACCUCUCGUCGCCGUUGUCCUCGGCGAAGUCUUUGGCCAUUUCUUCAACGAUUUCAUCGCUAACCGCUAUAUCCGUCUCCAUAGCGGCGUUUUCAAGCCCGAGGCGCGACUCGUGACUAACUACGUUGCUGCGUUUUUCAUGAUUCCGGGGUUGAUCGUGGUGGGGCUUACGCUGGAGAAGCAUUUGAGUGUUGCGGGGAUCGUGGUGGGGUGGGGGAUGUAUACUUUUGGGGUCAUGCUUGCUACUGUUGCAGUCACGGCUUAUGCUUUGGAUAGUUAUGGGGGUGCGAGUUCGGAGGUUGGGGGGUUGUUGAAUUUUGCUAGGGUUAUUUCCGGUUUCUCGGUAGGAUACUUUCAACAACCAUGGGGUGAAAAGUCGGGGUUCGCGCUGUCUUUUGGGAUUCAAGCUGUUAUUGUUGCUGCUGCGUUGGGUAUUAUUGUGGUUCUUCAGGUUUUGGGGGGCAGGUUAAGGACGAAGCGUGGGCCUGUGGUGUAGAAUGUCAUCUCAUGUUUGCUGCCGGGCACCAGCAUGGAUCUUGCUGAGAUUUUGAGAAAGACAUCGCACAAGUGUAUUAUCUGAUGAUGCUGUGUUCAUCAGAAUGAAAAGUAGAGUGCACAUUUUUGAUGUUAUUUCUGGAUGAGACCACAUUAGUAUCCGUUUUUUUGUUCUAGGUUUCCUGCAAAUUGAUUCAGCUUUCCCGUCGCGCGUUCUGCGAAAGCGGGUCCAUCGUCAUGUUUGUCUACCUACAAAACCUCCUAUGUCGCAUCUCCAAGCAUUCGUACUAUUGUUUCGUUGGUCCCAAUUUCUUCUUUGUUGGCUUCUUCGAAUUUCUUACUGUCCCUUUCGUCCAAUCUCCAUUUCUUCGCUUUCAUAUUCUUUUCUUUGGACUUGUUUCUGUUCCUCUGGAGUUGGUACCACUUGCUUGCAAACCAAUCAGGGACGGCGUAGGUAAGACAUUUAGGAAGGACCAUUUGAUUCCGCUUCCUUUCCCAUGAGUUGUCCUCCCUAUCGCUGUCUCGCUUCUCAUCAGCUGCUUCGUUGCCGUUGUCAAUUCCAAUCUUGCCCCUCUCAUCCCUCUCAUCUCUCCAACUUAGAUACCACUGCGAGCCCAGAAUCCCAGCCACAGUCACGAUUACCGU